Molecule: messenger RNA, 1040 nt
Organism: Felis catus (domestic cat)
Lineage: Eukaryota; Metazoa; Chordata; Mammalia; Carnivora; Felidae
Product: olfactory receptor 11H7
Exons: 1
Coding region: 13-957 (314 amino acids)
Biological process (GO): G protein-coupled receptor signaling pathway
Cellular component (GO): membrane
Molecular function (GO): G protein-coupled receptor activity; olfactory receptor activity
Source: RefSeq, a predicted model, not a curated record
AGUCUGGGGGCCAUGAAUAAGUCAGGGAUAUCUACUGUGACACAGUUUGUCUUGUUGGGUUUUCCUGGUCCCUGGAAAAUACAGAUCAUCCUUUUCUCAAUGGUUUUGUUGGUCUACAUCUUGACUCUGACUGGGAAUAUGGCCAUCAUUUGUGCAGUGAGGUGGGACCAUCGACUCCAUACACCUAUGUAUGUGCUCCUGGCCAACUUCUCCUUUCUAGAGAUCUGGUAUGUGACCUGCACAGUCCCCAACAUGCUGGUCAAUUUUCUUUCCAAAACUAAGACCAUAUCAUUCUCUGGCUGCUUCACUCAAUUCUACUUCUUCUUUUCCCUGGGCACAACUGAGUGCUUCUUCCUCUGUGUCAUGGCCUAUGAUCGGUACCUGGCCAUCUGCCGUCCACUGCACUAUCCCUCCAUUAUGACCGGGAAGCUCUGUGUCAUUCUGGUGUGUCUUUGUUGGCUCAUUGGUUUCCUUGGACAUGCAAUUACUAUUUUCUUCAUUUCUCAACUACCCUUUUGUGGUCCCAACAUUAUUGAUCACUUCCUGUGUGAUGUGGACCCACUGAUGGCAUUGUCCUGUGCCCCCACACCAAUCAUAGAGUAUGUAUUCCACUUUGUGAGCUCUCUUAUCAUCAUUCUCACCAUUUUGUACAUUAUUGGGUCCUAUGCCUUAGUGCUCAGAGCUGUGCUUCAGGUUCCUUCUUCAGCUGGGCGGCAAAAGGCCUUCUCUACCUGUGGAUCCCACUUAGCUGUGGUGUCUCUAUUCUAUGGAACCAUAAUGGUGAUGUAUGUGAGUCCUACAUCUGGCAACUCAGUUGCUAUGUAUAAGAUCAUCACACUGAUAUACUCUGUAGUGACACCAGUCUUAAACCCCCUCAUCUAUAGCUUACGCAACAGGGAAAUGAAAUUUGCCCUCCGUCAGGUCAUUUGUGGAAUAAGAAUCAUCCAACCCUCAUGAAAAGGUUUUGCGAGAAACAAUGACUCUUUUUCUGAAAGUGCAACAGUAACUCUUUUCUUCCAAUCUAAACUGAUUUGACUUUA